CAAAUUCCGCUUUUCAAAUCAUGGAGGCAGAACAGAUUAUGGAGGGACAGCCACAGGUUCCAGAAAAUCCCCAUUCUGAAUACGGUCUCACUGAAAAUGUGGAGAGGAUAGUAGAAAAUGAGAAAAUAAAUGCAGAGAAAACAUCAAAGCAGAAGGUGGAUCUUCAGUCAUUACCCACACGUGCCUACUUGGAUCAGACAGUUGUACCUAUCUUGCUACAGGGACUUGCUGUUCUUGCAAAAGAGAGACCGCCAAAUCCCAUUGAAUUUCUAGCAGCAUAUCUUUUAAAAAACAAGUCACAAUUUGAGGACCGAAAUUAACUCCAUAAAAAUGAGGACAGUUUCGCUGCUAGACUGAAAUGCUCAUUUGCCGCAAUUUGUUUUCUGCUGUAAAAAUCCUUUGGAACCAUGAUGUUGUCUUUUUUAAUCGCACAAUUUGCUUUACCUUUUGAGUUAUUUAAUAAAGAACACUUUUCAUUUGUUCACUUGUUUUAAACUAGCUAUUAAGAGACUUUCAAAAUAAAGUACUGAAACUGCA
Messenger RNA from Antrostomus carolinensis (chuck-will's-widow), 537 nucleotides. It is a transcript of the gene DPY30, whose product is annotated as dpy-30 histone methyltransferase complex regulatory subunit. The record is from RefSeq and is a predicted model, not a curated record. Lineage: Eukaryota; Metazoa; Chordata; Aves; Caprimulgiformes; Caprimulgidae. Gene Ontology annotation, cellular component: Set1C/COMPASS complex. The coding region runs from base 21 to 320 and encodes 99 amino acids. The transcript has 4 exons.